AUGUCCUUGAUACAAGACAACGUUUUUGUUGGCCAGAUGCCUCAAAGAAUUGUAAUGGGAUGUGUUGAUAAUGACGCUUUUCACGGAAAUUUUGCCAAGUCACCAUUUGAGUUUAAACAUUAUUACCUGAAUUUCAUUGGAGUGUACGUCGACGGACAGCCUGUGCCUUACAAUCCACUGGAACCAAAUUUUGAUAACAACAAUUAUAUUCGAGCUUAUCAUAGCCUGUUUUUCAAUAAAUCCCAACAAGAUAAAGGCAUUUUUAUAUCCAGAGAAGACUAUUUACAAGGUAAUGUGUUAUUUGGUUUCGAAUUAUCACCAGACCUUUGUGAUGGAGAGCAUAUGAAUCUCAUUAAGCAUUCUAAUCUACGGAUUGAGUUAAAGUUCAGCCAACCUCUCGAGCAAACCGUGUGUGUGAUUAUCUUUGCAGAAUUUGAUAACGUGAUUGAAAUUAAUAAAUCGAGGAACAUCAUUUUUGACUUUAACUGA
Messenger RNA from Stegodyphus dumicola, 489 nucleotides. RefSeq lists its product as uncharacterized. The record is from RefSeq and is a predicted model, not a curated record. NCBI's taxonomy places the organism in Eukaryota, Metazoa, Arthropoda, Arachnida, Araneae, Eresidae.